This is a messenger RNA of Haliotis rubra (blacklip abalone), 2608 nucleotides long. Its product is annotated as coiled-coil domain-containing protein 125-like. Gene Ontology annotation, cellular component: cytoplasm. The record is from RefSeq and is a predicted model, not a curated record. Gene Ontology annotation, biological process: negative regulation of Rho protein signal transduction; negative regulation of cell motility. The transcript is spliced from 12 exons. NCBI's taxonomy places the organism in Eukaryota, Metazoa, Mollusca, Gastropoda, Lepetellida, Haliotidae. Bases 115 to 1695 code for a protein of 526 amino acids.
UUUCCGGUUGCAGUGUGGUCGUUUCCUGCUGCUACGACAACACCUAGUUCUGUCAGAUCAGAGAUGUAACUUGAUCCCAGUCAAUAAACACUGAACAGUGUCCGCUCAUCCACCAUGGAUAGGGAAGACUGUCACCGAAAGCAUGCAGACAAGUCCGACAAACUGGACGACAAAUUUAGUAUCGUCUGCGGCGACCUGGGAUUGGGAGAGGGACUGAAACCGGGCGGGAUACUUCAAGGUUUGAAUUUGCCUGAAUUCCCAGACGGUGCGAGCAAUGUAACGCCGCCCCACAAUGAAAGUACUGUCACUAGGAGGAAUAGUCAACCGUGCCAUGUCAACGGCAGUGAUUCUGUGUCCAGACAAACUCCUGAAAGGCGAAAGUCACUCGUGUUCAAAUCAAAAACCAGAGGCAGAUCAGCUGAUUCAAAUGACACAUCUCCCUCUGGAUCUGAACAUUUUCCUACAUAUGCAGAUAUACCUUUGGGAACGUCGCUUCGUCAACAGAGGAAGUUGUUUGAACAAAAUCUGGGAUCCCUUCGUAAAAGACACGACAUGUCUACCUCUGAAGAACUAUCAGUGAAUUCAGCUGAUGGUGAUAAUAAUCGUAAAAGGUUAACAAGUGUAGAAAUCGAGAAAAAAUUGCUGGAAGCUUUACAGGAAGUAGAGGAGUUGAAAAUAGAGCUGGACACAUGUCAAAAACGUCUGGAUGCAAAAUACAUGGCCAUUGCUAUCUUAAAGCGGCAGUCCUUCAGAGAGCAGGCUGACGAGUCAACAGAAGAGUACACCAUCACAGAGAAGAUAACUCGGGAGUGCAGCAAGAUGUUGGCUGAGGAUAGUGCUGUCGACCUGUCAGGGGAUCUGUCGGGGGACCAGUCUGCAGGUGGCGGUGAUGUAGAGGAGGGGGAGGGGCUGCUGUUGCUGCCCCCUCAUGAACUCUUGUGGGACGAUGAAGCACUGUUGCAGAGAGUCUGCCAGGAGAAUGGUCUCCUCAUGUCUACACUGGAAGCCAGGUCAGAGGAACUACGCAGAGCUAACUGUCAAAAGAUGGCUCUGGCUCGGGAGAGAGACGAGUUGCUGGCCUUGCUGGAUGUGAAAGAGAAGCUGAAGUACGAGAGAACGAGAAGCACCGCCUCAGACGAGGACUACGGCACAUACUCAUCAGCAGAGCUGGCAGUGUUGGGGGCGUGUCAGUGCCGGGGGACCAAGACAGAGCCAUGUGGGUGUGCCCACGCUGCAGCCAACCUCCGCAGGGACACUCUCAGGCUCAGGGAGGAGAUUGAGCUGUACAAGCAUCGGAGGGAUGAAGCUUAUCUCACCGUGGAUGCAUACAGGAAGGCCUUUGAGGAACAGCUCAACAGGAACAAGUUCCUCACCCUCAAACUGUCUGAACUCACCAUACCUGCCUCCUCAAAACCUGUCAAGGCAAAGGCGGCUAUCAAGUGGCUUAUCAGCGUUCUCAAUGAUGAUGACCUUCACAUGUCCAUCCCACACCAUGGCCUGCCCAACGGCCCCCUGUCCGGCAUCAACACAACACUGAUGACCCCCCAGGAACUCAUCACACUGCUGUCUGAAAUGGUCCAUGAGAAAUGUGAGGCACUGGCUCACCAGAAACUGGCAGCCCAGGUCUUGGCCAACAAGGUGGAAUCCCUCGAGAAACAGAUGCGUGCCCUCAAGGAGGAGGAUGUCUUCACGUGAAGUCAGACAGCCAGGUGUCGGCCAACAUAGAGGAGGAUGGCUUCACGUGAAGUCACACUUCCAGGGGUUGGCCUACACGGAGGACUAUGUCUUCACGUGAAAUCAAACAGCACAGAUAAACCUUCUCAUCAUAUUUUGAUCUCUCUUCAUGUUGAAAUCCGGAAAUCCAUCCAGAACAUACAACAGUUUAUUGACAUGAUCUAGUGUUUUCCAGGUGGCACUCAGGUGCAACACAUCUACUUAAUCUGAUCAUUGGUCUAUUGAUAAGUAUUGAUAUCUUUAUAACUUGGAGAACAUUCUUGUUUCAUAGCAACACAUAUUUUUAUACACACAACUAAAUUUAUGCAGUUUUAAGGAUGUAUUUCUUUGAUAUGUAAAGUUUUUGAGAUUACAAUUACAGAAUUUGCUUGCUUGUAACCACAGCUCAAUGAAAGUGUUUUGAAGAUUGUUUAUCAGAUAUUUAGUGCUGUCUUGUGAUAGAGAUUUACCUCUCACAUAUUUGUUUAUUGUUAUGUGCCUUCAAAAUAGGAUUCUGACUGGGUUCUGUCUUUUGUUUAAAGUUUGAUGUACUCAAUUGUUGACAUAUCAGACAUAAAACCAGUUUAUGUUGUCACGUACCCAGUCACAUGUGACAUUCAGUGUCACACAAAUCACAUUGUCAGAAAUGUUCUUUGAAAAACAAAAUAGUUUUCAGUCCAAAGCAUGUGACAUGUAGGCCAGUGACAAAUAUGUAUUGAAAGUGGUAAUAGUUCAUUUCUAAUAUCUACAGUUUGUCUGACUUAACUGUUACCUUUUGGACCUGCAAGUUGUCAGAAAUUCUUAUGGAAUUAUUUUUAGAUAAUUCUAGCAUUAAAAACAAAGCUACACAUUCUGAAUCCUUUACUCACAAAUGCUUGCAUACUUUGAUCAUACA